CGGUAAAAAAAAAAAAUGUUAAGAGACUACCAGUUUUUGAACAACACUGUUCUUACCUACUGGCCCUCCAGCCCACGCACACGAAGAGAGAGAACCCCAGAAGCCAUGUUUCCUUUCCGUCUACCACUGUUGGCCAUAUUGGUCAGCGUCGCCCUGUGCCAGUAUUAUGACUACGACUACCAGCCGCUAGGUUCCAUUCUAGGACCCUCAGGGCCCAACUGUAAUCAAGAAUGCGAUUGUCCAAUCAUCUUCCCCAGUGCCAUGUAUUGUGACAGCCGUAAGCUCAAGUUUGUUCCCAUAGUCCCAACAGGGAUCAAGUACCUGUACCUCCAGAACAACCAAAUAGAAGAGAUCAAGGCAGGUGUAUUUGAUAAUGUUACUGAUUCACUUCGCUGGCUGGUACUUGACGACAACCAGCUUACCAAUGCUAAGAUCGCAAAGGGCACAAUCGACAAACUCACAGCCCUGGAGAAGCUGUUCUUCAGCAACAAUAACCUAACAGAGCCAGUUAUUCCUCCCUCAAAGUCCCUUGAUGAGCUUAAGAUGAUGCACAACAAGUUGUCCAAGUUCCCCUCGGGACUUCUUACAGACAAGGAGAAUUUGACCUCCAUCAACGUUCAGCACAAUCAGCUCACCUCUGAAGCCAUAGCGGGGGCAUUCAAAGGGCCGAAGAAGCUGCUGUCCCUGGAUGUGAGCCACAACAAGCUGAAGAAGCUGCCAGCCGGAGUCCCAAGUUCACUGGAAAUCCUCUAUGCUGACUACAACGACAUUGACAGUGUCGGAGCAGGAUACCUGAACAAGCUGCCCUCACUGCAGUACCUGAGGAUCUCCCACAACAAGCUGGUGGACUCCGGGCUCCCUGCUGGAGUGUUCAAUGUUACAUCGCUGGUGGAGCUGGACCUGUCUUUCAACAAACUGCAGUCCAUCCCUGAGAUCAACGAGCAGCUGGAGCAACUCUACCUUCAGGCCAACGAGAUCAACAAGUUUGACCUGGCAAGUUUCUGCAAGUACGUUGGACCCCUCAACUAUUCCCGUCUGAAGCAUCUGCGUCUGGAUGCCAACAACAUCACACACAGCAGCAUGCCCCCUGAGUCUUCCAACUGCCUGCGUCAAGCAUCAGAUAUCAUGUUUGAAUAAGGACCUCCCCCAAAUCUAUGACCUUUCCAUGACCCCCUUAUCUACCACCAUUGCACAACUCACCCCAAAGCCUUCUGGAAAUAAAUGGCUUAAUAUCUCUCCUUUCAUAGUACUCACAUGUCCUUGCACAUAAGUAGUAUGCAAAUUUGGGGUACUGUAAUGGCAUCUUCAUCAAUUCAAUAUAUAUCUUGAGUAAAUCAAGAGCUGGGCAAAUUUGAAAUACAAUAGAUGGCAAGUCAAGCUAUCGACAAUUAUGCAAAUCUUAUUGCAAUAUGUUUUGCAAAAUAACAUAACAAUAUACAAUAUAACAUGAAAUCACAUUGUUAAAUUUAUGAAGCACCAAAAAGUGUUAAUAUUUGGCUCUAGAUAUGAAUGAAUAUUCUCAUUGUUGAAAUAAACAUGAAGCAAAAAAUAGAGGAAGAAAAAAAAAAAAAAAAUAUAUAUAUAUAUAUAUAUAUAUAUAUAUAUAUAUAAAAAAGGAGAAUGACCAAAAGUUCUAUGAAUAAAAAAUUCAUUCAUAGAAAAACACACACUUUAAACAUUCCAAAUGUCCAUUUGAUUUUAUUGAAUACAGACACAAUGGGGUAAACAAGGGCUCCAAUGUCUCAAUUCAAUUAUCAUUUUGUUGUCUGUCUUAUGUUCCUGUGUUUAGCAUGUAUAAUAUAAUUUGGGUACAAUAAUCCAUUGCUGUGCAAAGGACCAGCAAAUAAAGACUUUCAGUGUAUAAUGCCUGGUGUGAGAGAUGAUGAACAAAUGUAAAAAAGCAGUUACACAGCAGUCACAUUUUCAACAUCUUGAAUGAAUUAAAGUGGUUUUAAGGAAAAUACCAGUGUCAUUCACUCGUAUCUGCCAUUGCCUGCCUUCUUCACAUACAAUGGCUUGAAGCACGAUGUGCCACUGACUGACUGAAAAUGUAUAUACUCAGAUAAGAAAUUUCCAUAUCUUCUCAGAAAUAGCUUCCCAACAAAUAAGCAAGACGUAUAUGUUUUUGAAGUACUUGAUGUUAAAAACAAGAAUAAAAGGCACGUGAUUAAAAGACAGAGGUAUUAUCCUUGAAAUUUCUUUGCUCAGUUAAACCUUGAAAUGAUAGGAUGAUGUCUUCUUGAAAUCACAAGUCACAAUGUUUUACUUUACCUAAUUCCUAGCUGUCCACUGUCAUGUGCAUUCCUGAUUUGUAUACAACAUAUGCAUUACUUGCAUGCAACCAAUGGUACCAUUCUUUGAUAAUAAACUACAGCUUUUGCAGUUAAGGUGCUUUCAUUGUUACGUUGUUGUUUACCAUGUUUGAUAAAUACUUUUUACCAAUACGAAGUCAACUCGGCAGCAGUGUCAUGUUAAUUAGAAUAUCACAUUUUGUUUGGGUAAUUUUUCAUUUCAUCAUGAUUUCUUUUGUGGACUCAGUAACUGCUCUUGGAUUUACUGUGAGGAAACCAAACACAGUUGAAUAAACUAUAUUUCCAACA
Messenger RNA from Micropterus salmoides (largemouth bass), 2600 nucleotides. Its product is annotated as lumican-like. The transcript has 4 exons. Gene Ontology annotation, molecular function: protein binding. NCBI's taxonomy places the organism in Eukaryota, Metazoa, Chordata, Actinopteri, Centrarchiformes, Centrarchidae. The record is from RefSeq and is a predicted model, not a curated record. Bases 16 to 1137 code for a protein of 373 amino acids.